Molecule: messenger RNA, 1390 nt
Organism: Emiliania huxleyi CCMP1516
Lineage: Eukaryota; Haptophyta; Isochrysidales; Noelaerhabdaceae
Exons: 6
Coding region: 22-1317 (431 amino acids)
Biological process (GO): regulation of DNA-templated transcription
Molecular function (GO): histone acetyltransferase activity
Source: RefSeq, a predicted model, not a curated record
CUGGAGCUUGGCGCCAAGCUGAUGUGCCGUUGGCGCGGCGAGGAGUACAAGUCGUGCGAGAUCAUUGAGCGGAAGCAAAAGUCGCUCCCAGACGGCACGACCGACCCAAGCGGCGAGUGGGAAUACUAUGUGCACUACGAGGGCCUCAACCGGCGGCUGGACGAGUGGGUUGGGCUGGAGCGGUUCGACCUGGGCUCCGUCAAUGACGACGGCAAGGUCACGCGCAACUCGACCAACAAGCGCAAGCACGAGCACGAGGCGCUGACCGCGGCCGGGCGAGGGCAGGGCGAUGGCUGGCGUGCGAGCGGGCGGUGCGUGUCUGACGCGGCUGCCCGUGUGCGCGUGUGCGCGUGUCAGGAGCACGAGGAGGAGGGCGAGCUCGACCUCGCCACCCUCAAGGAGCACGAGGAGGCGACAAAGGUCAAAAACAUCUCGCGGAUCGUGAUGGGCAAGUGGAAGAUGGAGACGUGGUACUUCUCGCCCUUCCCGAAGGAGUACUCCAAGAGCGAGAUGCUCUACAUCUGCGAACACACACACACACACACCGCCCUGCCCACCACGCCCCUCCCGCGCCCCCGGCCCGCCUUCCCCGACCCCUUUCCCCGACCCCUUUCCCCGAACCCUUUCCCCUCCCCCCCCCUCCCCCCGGGGGGCGUGCAGGUUGACCCGCAGUACCAGCGUGCCUACUGCGAGAACCUCUGCCUGCUCGCAAAGCUCUUCCUCGACCACAAGACCCUCUACUACGACGUCGAGCCCUUCCUCUUCUACAUCAUCACCGAGGCCGCCCGACCGACACCAAUCCCCGCCCCUCUGCCCGUCGACUCGGACGGCGCCCACAUGGUCGGCUACUUUUCAAAGGAGAAGGUGCCCUCGCUCGCCGAGGGCGGAGGCGAGUACAACCUUGCCUGUAUCCUCACCCUCCCCUGCUACCAGCGGCGCGGCUACGGCAAGCUGAUGAUCGCCUUCUCGUACGAGCUCUCGCGCCGCGAGAGCAAGAUGGGCACGCCCGAGCGGCCCAUCUCUGACCUCGGCCUGGUCUCGUACCGCUCCUACUGGGUGUACGCGCUGCUCGAGAUCCUGCACAAGCACCGCGGCUCCAUCUCGGUGCAGGAGCUGUCCGAGCGGACCGCCUUCCGCACCGAUGACAUCGUCAAGACGCUGCAGGCCUUCAACCUGAUCCGCUACUUUGGAGGGCAGCACUCGAUCCUCGUCACGCCGAAGACGCUCGAGCAGCACUACACUAACGCAAAGCCAAACUGGAUCAUCGACUCGACCAAGUUGAGGUGGACGCCCUAUCACGAGCGACCAAAGAGGUGACCGGGGCCUAGCGUAGGGCUAGGCCUAGGGGAGAGAGGGCGCAGGUGUGCGAGUUUUUUCUUCGUUAGACGAA